AUGAGGAAGAUCUGGUGUCUACUCUGCGUCCUGCUGCUGCCUGCGAUAUCCUCCUCUGACUUGGAAGAUAAUGAGGAAAGAGUCAAGAAGGAAUUGUACGCUAAUGUCGACCUUACUUAUGAACAUGAGAUGUCGGUGAUCCCGCAGAGUGGGCAUCAAAUCCAGAUGACCGUCCCUCAGCGACUUGUUUGGCAAAGAGCAUUUCAGGCUGCGAGGAAAGCCGGUGCAAGCGUCCAUGAGGCGCAGAUCGUGGCCCUCCGGAGUGCGGCCGAUGGGAGGGUUCAGCCGUACGUGGGGGAUGGCGAGGGUCGGGAGAAGACCAUGUGCUGUACGGCCUGCCAGCUCGAGAUGCCCAGGUCUGAUAUCAGCGCUCACUACAAGACCCCUUGGCAUGCCUUCAACACUGAGCGGAAAGUUCUCGGGCUGAUGCCUCUGCCCUUAGCGGCGUUCGAGCAGCGGGUACGGAGCAUCGAGGAGGGUGAUAGGGGCCAAGAGGAGAAGGAGCAGAACGCUCUGCAGAGCGAGAAGGCAAGGAACGAGCUCCGGCAUGCGAGCAAGAAGAAUACGAAGCUCGCUGCGGACAUUCAGAGACUGUAUUGUCUCAACGAGACUGACCACAAAGUACAAGAGAAGUUAGUGUUCCUGGAGAUGCGUAAGCUGCAGGCAGAAAGGCUGCUCGAUACAAAGCUGGGGGGACUGAAAUCUUUGGAGCAAAAUGGCACGGAGGAUGGAGGCCCGGACAAGGCAGAUAGGGGGCGAAGAACAGGAAAGAAAGUUUGCCCUGAGCUCUGCCCAUUCGACGCCCAUGUAUCAGCAUCUCUGGAUCAAAACCUUGAGCACAUGCGGGAUGUUCAUGGCUUCAUCGUUCCUUCCCCUGACAAGACGAAGGACGUCGGGCAGCUCGUGUUGUACCUCGUUUACGUCGGAUUUGCGUGCGUCUUCUGUGGCUGCUCCUUCCCGACAUACACGGCGGCACAAGCGCACAUGGAGUCGAAGGGCCAUCGCAAGCUGCGCACUGACGAUGCAUGGAGAGAGGAAUUCAGUUGUUUUUACAAUCUUGGAGCAGCUGGGGAAGGGGUUGGAAAGGAGGAGCAAGGAGUGGAGGAGGUAGAGGGAGGGGAAGAGGGAGAGGAAGGGCAAGAAAGCUUUGACCAGCAAGAAACGGGGGACAUAGCGGAAGAGCUAUCAAAACUGGCCUUCGCAGCAGAUCCGCAGGAGUUCCCCGAGCCUCUCAAGGAAGCAAGUAAUGCGGGUGCCGGGAGAGACCGUCAGGAAAAUGCCAGAGACGGAAAAGUACCCAGCAGAGAGAAGAAUGUGAUGAAACUUGAUGCUCUCAGGGAGAAGUACAAGGUUGGGAGCUGGGCAGGAAGGGCAAGAUUAGCGAAGUUGGAGCGCAUGCGCGAAGACCCUCGAUUGCAAGUCAAAGCAGCGCAAUGGAGGGGAAAGGCAGAGACGCUGCAGCAGCACAUUGUCAAGAACAGGCAGAUCGGCCGAGCGCGAUCGGGAUGGAGGCAGACUAGCGCCGUUGCAAACUUCCUACAGAAUCAAGACCAGCAACAGGCCCACCAGAUGUCCAAUGAAACGUCCAUCGUCCCGAGAGAGAGCUUCGACCAGGCCCUCUGGUUCCAACAGGUCAAGGAGGGAGGCUCAAAAAUCGCCGCCAAGGCUGUGGAGCAGCAGAAAGGAAGGGAAGUGAACCUGCAGCAGAAGAACUAUUAUACCCGCAAGGCCUCCCUGGGCCGUCAGAACAUCAAAAUCCUCAACAGCGGAUACAGGUCGUAA
Guillardia theta CCMP2712 is the source of this 1782-nucleotide messenger RNA. RefSeq lists its product as hypothetical. NCBI's taxonomy places the organism in Eukaryota, Cryptophyceae, Pyrenomonadales, Geminigeraceae. Gene Ontology annotation, cellular component: preribosome, large subunit precursor. The transcript has 5 exons. Gene Ontology annotation, biological process: ribosomal large subunit biogenesis. The coding region runs from base 1 to 1782 and encodes 593 amino acids. The record is from RefSeq and is a predicted model, not a curated record.